This is a messenger RNA of Drosophila santomea, 1958 nucleotides long. RefSeq lists its product as uncharacterized. Bases 997 to 1851 code for a protein of 284 amino acids. The record is from RefSeq and is a predicted model, not a curated record. Lineage: Eukaryota; Metazoa; Arthropoda; Insecta; Diptera; Drosophilidae. The transcript has 2 exons.
AUUGCCGUAUAUCUUCUUAUCACGCUAUCUGAGUCUCUCGGCCAGAAGCUUUUAUAAUCAUCGUAAUUCUACAUUUAGAAUUACAACCUGCAAUCCCGUGCAAAGACAGUAGCGUGGGAAACCAUAACUCCCGUAUAAUCGCCAGGAUCCAGGAUCGUACUAAGAACAUUAUAUAUAUAUAUAUAUCGAAAUAUAUAUUUAUAUAUAUAUAUAUUGUUCAUGCCGAACAGCUGAGACCGGUACCCCGCCAGCAGAGCAUCGCUGUUGGCGGAGCCGCCAUAUUCAUGUUGGAAAAUCACUCGAAAAUAAACCCCGACCAGAGAAGGACGAAAUCCAACACCUUUUUUGUUUCAUUUUCUUAAAUUCUGGGUCUACAUUUUGGUUCUUCGCCCGAGAUCAUCCAGCGCUUUGCCGAGAUAAGUACGGUGCCAAAAUCCCCACCAUAUAUGUAUAUACAUACGCAUAUAUAUUGCUGCGAUCAAAAUCCGCUCACUAUCAACUAGUGGCCACCUGCGCAAUAAUAUAUGUUAGUGUGUAUAUGCUGUAUGCAUCCUUUCCCAUUUAUGUUUCAUCCAACCAUCAACCAAUCAUCAACUUUUAAAUAAAAACACAAUUCGCCACCGAAACUUUCACAUACACAUAAACAUACAGACAUUCCAUGUAUGUUGGCCGAUCGAUGAACAUACAUAUGUCCAUUGCAUCUGCAUACAUUGCGUACAUGGCACAUACGCAACGUCGUACAUCGGCAUGGUCAUAGGGUGUUUCAUUAAUCGCCAAAACAUCCAAAAACAUUCAAACAGACAUUAAUAUCAUCGAACAUAUGUACAUACAUAUAUUAAUGUUAUUGUUUAUUUUCACAUACACGAAAGCUUCCACACACACGACAAGCACAGACGAUUUGUUGGACCGGCAGAUAAGAACCUGCUGCAGCCAACACUAGCGACGAACACAUCCACAAACACAACCUCCAGCGCAACUAACUCACUUCCUACAAUAAUGGCUCCUCGUCCUCGUGCCACCCAGUCGUUGGAGAGCAGUCGUACUCGAGGUAUUAAAUCCUACCGCUGCCGAGUCUGCUCUGGAAUCCAUCCUCUUCGGAAGUGCAAGAGGUUCCACAAACUGAGCGCUGAAAAGCGCCUUCGGGCAGUACUUAUUAAUAAGUACUGCUUGAACUGCCUCGCCCAUCAGCACUCAGGAGGAGACUGCCGCAGCCAAGAGGGAUGCAAGAAGUGUGGAGGAGACCACCACACUCUACUCCACAUGCACGAGGUCCUCCCCGCUCCGACCCCGGCAGCGCUACCAGCUCCGACGCGCAGAGAGCGUCAUCCCGCUGCACCUCGUCCGGUCCGGAUUUCCCGCACUCCGCCACCAGCCCCAGUCGCCAACAAUCGCCCGCGUCCGAAGGUCUUCGUCGCGUCUCCGUCGGUGGCAACGGGGCAGCAGAAGGCUGUCCCCAUCCUGCCUACAGCCAUCGUCGUGCUGGACACGGGCUCGAAGACCUUCGAGACCGGGGCCAUGAUCGACCCAUGCAUGCCGGUGAGCAGCAUCGACCGGUCGUUGGCGGCUGCGUUCCGGCUGCCCAUCACCCGGCUGGGAGACGACGAGGUCUGCUCGGUGUCACUCCGGUCGCGAACAAGCACCUUACGACUCAACGUCGUCCUGAAGAUCGACCCCAGCCUAAGGAUCCGGACACUCAUCCGAGCUCUGAGCGACGCCGCAAGAGCCAAGUUUGACGGUGUUCGUCUCGCGAACGAGAGCUUCCACCGGCCGGCCACCAUCUCCCUCGUGUUGGGAUCAGAUGUAUAUGCCAAUGUAUAUAUUGGCUAUACUUCUAAUACUAUUUACUUAUAAUUUCCUUAUUGUAUUUUUUCUUUCGCUCUUCUUUACGUUAUUGUUCCAUAAAUUAGUUCUCAAUUCAGUUUGUUUAAUAAGUAAACGGAAAAAUGUAAGAGAGUGGU